AGAGUGAUUGGCUGGUGUGUGUCACGCUGGCUUUUUAAAGUGUCUGAUUAGCCCAGCACUGCAGUAUUGACACAAGGACCUUGUCUGGACCCUAUGCCACAGAAUUCAGGGGACAAUAUUGCCCAGCAGAUCCACACCAGGCAGCUGCUGCAAAGCAGUCGCUGAAAUUCCAAGGAACCCACGAGCAGGUGUGUCUGGAAUCACCCAUUAUGAGUUCCACAGCCACACCAAUCUUCCUUCCAGCCACAACCACCCAGGCCCUUGGGACUAACCAGAGUGGGGCUGUGGGACAACAGGAGCCAUCCUAUGCUGUCUUGAAGUUCAUGGAGAGCUUCUGCCUCAUCAGCUCUGCCUGUGGGAUGGUGGGGAAUGCCCUGGUCCUGUGGUACCUGGGCUUCCGCAUCCGCAGGAACCACUUCACCGUCUACAUCCUGAACCUGGCAGCCGCCGACUUCGGGUACCUGCUCUGCAUCGCCAUCGAGACCGUCCAGUACCUGAUGCAGUUCAACGUGGGGGUGCAGUUUGGGAUAUUCCUCUUCCUGGAUCUCUCCAUGUACGGGACCGGCCUGUACCUGCUGACAGCCAUCAGCAUCGAGCGGUGCCUGUCUGUGCUCUCUCCAAUCUGGUGCCGGGCCCACCGCCCCAAACACUUGUCUGCCAUCAUCUCUGGCCUGCUCUGGGCUCUGUCCCUGCUGCUGAACACGCUGGGGUACAUUCUGUGCACCGUCCGCCCCUCUCCCAGGCUCUGCCAGAGCCUGCUCAUCACCAUCGGGACCUUCGACUUCCUCAUCUGCACUCCCCUAAUGCUGCUCUUCAGCCUCACUCUCUUCCUCAGGGUCAAGUGCAGCUCCCAACACUUCCAGACGGGCCGGCUCUUCACCAUCAUCAUGCUCACUGUCCUCCUCUUCCUCAUCUUUGCCGUGCCCCUCAGCGUCCUCAUCCUCUUCAACUUCCUGGGCUACAAAUUUCUCUACUCCCCAGAGAUCGGCUUCGUGCUGUCCUGUGUCAACAGCACCCUCAACCCCAUCAUUUACUUCCUGGUGGGAAGCUACAGGGAUCGGAGAUUCAAACUCACCCUCGGGCUGGCAUUCCAGAGGGCCUUUGAAGAGUCAGAUGAGCGGGAAACCAGGGACUCAGUAACUAUGUCCUCCUAAAAGCCUGGUCUAGAGACAAGAGUGGGCAGAGUUGAAGAACUCCGAGGUUUUGGGGAAGGUUCAUCACACCUGACCUUCAGUAUCCUCACUGAAGAUAGUUCAGCUGAUUAAAUGAGUUCUGUCUGUGAUCAGUGAAAUCACACAAGGACCUGGAACACAGAAUUUUCCUGAACUGUAUUUGGACCACAUUAAAAACGCCAGUUUCUUUCCAGUGACUAUUAAAUAACAUUAAUUUGAUAAGGUGAGAUGUCUUGGUGUCUGAAUUUCCUCAAAGGAAUCUUGCUUAGAAUUUGCACUUCACUCAAUUAAAAAAAAAAUCCCUGUCAUUCCUAAGUGCAUGAAUCCUCAGUCACUUUUCACUCGGAUCGCUGAAGAUGAGAUGGGAAACAACCCUCCUCCUGUUGAAAUCAGACAAAACUCCUGCAAGGAGGAGGAAUUUAUACCACUUAAUUUUAAAUACCCAUAUCCAAGCACACUUUUGCAGCUCAGAGAGCCAUUCUGGGCUUCCUAAUGUAAGCAUGUCAAAGAGUGAAGUUAUUUUAAUUUCUUCCAGCCCUGGACAGACUUUCUGCAUCUAACUAAAGCAUGAAUUGCUUGUUGUUU
Molecule: messenger RNA, 1757 nt
Organism: Neopelma chrysocephalum (saffron-crested tyrant-manakin)
Lineage: Eukaryota; Metazoa; Chordata; Aves; Passeriformes; Pipridae
Product: proto-oncogene Mas-like
Exons: 2
Coding region: 210-1154 (314 amino acids)
Biological process (GO): G protein-coupled receptor signaling pathway
Cellular component (GO): membrane
Molecular function (GO): G protein-coupled receptor activity
Source: RefSeq, a predicted model, not a curated record